CUCGAUGCAGUUGAACACAUCGCGCAUCAAGGUGCUUCAGGCCCAAGACGACGUCGUCAACAAUAUGAAAGAUGCUACGAGGAAAGAGCUCCAACAAGUUGCUACUAAAAAAGGUCCAUAUAAAGGCCUUCUCAAAGCCUUGAUUAUUCAGAGUUUAAUGCGGCUGAAGGAGGCGUCAGUGUUGUUGAGAUGUCGAGAGAUGGAUGCAAAUGUAGUGAGUUCAGUAUUAGAAGAAGCAAAGCGUGAAUAUGCGAAAAAAGCAGGAGUGCCAGUCCCAAGCGUUGUCGUUGACAAAGUGUAUUUGCCACCUCCUCCUACCGACGACAUACACUCCAUUGCUCCUUCUUGUUCCGGAGGGGUCGUUUUGGCUUCUCGAGAUGGGAAAAUUGUAUGUGAGAAUACCUUGGAUGCUCGAUUAGACCUUGUCUUCCGCCAGAAACUUCCUGAGAUACGCAAACACCUCUGUGGAUAGAUAAAGCGCUACCGAAUUCGAGAUUAAUACCCAGAUAUGGAUUUUGAAUCAAAUGUUGAAAUGUUAAUGAUCAUAUGUGCUAAAUUUCUGGAUUCCAAAAAUAAUGGAGUGACACUCUCUUUAACGAUUGAAUUUGCUAGGUACUACGCCUACGAUGUAUCGUGUUUAUUCUUUAAUUUCAUCACUAGAGCUGUCUCUCAAAUUAUAUUGACAAUGGGAGAUCAUGGAGUUUCUUCAAAAUAUUAGUUAUAAUACAAAGUUUUUUAUUUUAA
This is a messenger RNA of Salvia miltiorrhiza (redroot sage), 744 nucleotides long. RefSeq names its product V-type proton ATPase subunit E2-like. The transcript has 4 exons. The coding region runs from base 5 to 472 and encodes 155 amino acids. The record is from RefSeq and is a predicted model, not a curated record. Lineage: Eukaryota; Viridiplantae; Streptophyta; Magnoliopsida; Lamiales; Lamiaceae. Gene Ontology annotation, biological process: proton transmembrane transport. Gene Ontology annotation, molecular function: proton-transporting ATPase activity, rotational mechanism. Gene Ontology annotation, cellular component: proton-transporting two-sector ATPase complex, catalytic domain.